AACAUGUACGAUAAGUCCGGGAUUUUUACAGAUUAGGUUCUCUGACUCCUCUCUCUCUCUCUCUUUCUCUCUCUCACACACACACACACUCACUCUCCCUCCCUCGUGUAUUACACUCAGCAUUGCGGCUAGGGUUUCGCCAAAUAUCUUUUUCACAAGUUAUCUUAGUGUUUCUGUCUGUUCUUUACAACUGAUUUAUGAUAAUGGAUAUACAGAUGAAUUAAGUUUUUUCGAGGGAUUUUAGACUUAUAAAAAACUUUAGGGUUUUUUGUAAUUGUUGCUUGAAAAUGGCGGAUUUGAACCCAUUUGAUUUGCUGGGUGAUGAUGACAACGAUGACCCGUCUAAGCUGAUUGCUAUUCAGCAGCAAAAACUUGAUACCGCUAAGAAACCCUCUGCUCCGGCGGCGGCGUCUAAGAAACAGCUGGCUAAGCUCCCCACUAAGCCUCCUCCCCCGGCCCAGGCUGUCAGGGAGGCAAAAACAGAGGUUGGACGUGGAGGAGGUAGAGGUGGUGGACGUGGUUACAGCCGUGGUCGUGGUGGAGGUGGGUUUAAUAGGGAAGCAUCCAACAACGAGAAUUUUUCUCGAAACAGAGAAUUUUCUGGUGGUAUAGCUGCACCUGAAGAUGUGGAAGGAGGAAGACCCUAUGAAAGGCGUGGCGGUUAUGGUGGACCCCAUGGUGGUCGACGAGGCGGUUUUAGUAAUGGAGAAUUUCCUGAGGGAGACCGACCUCGUAGGAUAUUUGAGCGCCGCAGUGGUACCAGCGGCGGAGGUGAGAUAAAGCGUGAAGGAGUUGGCCGAGGAAAUUGGGGAACUCAAGCAGAUGAAGUUACUCAGAUGACUGAUGAAGUUGCUAAUGAAGGCGAGAAAAAUCUGAAUGUGGAGAAACCCUCCGCAGAGGGAGAAGCAGGAGACAACAAGAAGGAACAUCCAGCUGCUGAAGCUGAGGACAAGGAGCCUGAAAAUAAGGAGAUGACCCUUGAAGAGUACGAGAAGUUGCUAGAAGAAAAGCGGCAGGCUUUGCAGGCACUUAAAACUGAGGAAAGGAAGGUCGACACCAAAGAAUUUGAAUCCAUGCAACAGCUUUCAAAGAAAUCCAGUGAUGAUAUCUUCAUCAAAUUGGGCCCCAAGGAUAAGAGAAGAGAGUCUGCUGAGAAGGAAGAGAAGGCAAAGAAGGCAGUCAGCAUUAAUGAGUUUCUGAAGCCUGCUGAGGGUGAGAGGUAUUAUGCACCUGGUGGUCGAGGCCGAGGAGGUCGUGGCCGUGGUUCUAGAGGUUAUGGUGGAGGUUACGGUGGAGCCAACACUACGAGCAAUGUGGAAGCCCCUCCUAUUGAAGAUCCGGGUCACUUCCCUACAUUGGGUGGCAAGUGAUGCUUUAAUAGUGCUUUGUCCCACGUCCAAGAGGCAAAUUGACAGAAAAAUAAUGGAGUGAAAGGGUCAAUGUUUCUGAUGGCCUUCAAUGUAAAUUUCCUUCCCUCAUGCCAUACCCUCUGUAGUUUUUUUCUUCAUGUGAUGUGUUACUUUUCUGAUAUACUGGGGUAUAUGAAGCACAUUAAUUUAUGCACGAGCUUUUUCUCCGCA
This is a messenger RNA of Nicotiana attenuata, 1580 nucleotides long. Its product is annotated as plasminogen activator inhibitor 1 RNA-binding protein-like. The transcript is spliced from 7 exons. The record is from RefSeq and is a predicted model, not a curated record. Gene Ontology annotation, cellular component: nucleus; cytoplasm. Gene Ontology annotation, molecular function: RNA binding. Bases 288 to 1370 code for a protein of 360 amino acids. Lineage: Eukaryota; Viridiplantae; Streptophyta; Magnoliopsida; Solanales; Solanaceae.